AUGGCGCUUGAUCUGGAUGAAUGGGUUACCAACUCAAACGAAUGUUUUCACCUUAAUCUUUACCGCACCGCCAACGAGGACGGCCCUGAGCGCAUUCUCGAAUCCUUCAAUCCCAGCUAUACAUACACCCUCAUCGAGGAGAAUGAGACCAUCGCGGGGUACAAGAACCCCAGCAUCGAGCUAGAUUUCCGCGCCAACGACCUGAAGCCAAAGCUGAAAAUCUCCUUUGACCAAGAACUUGACCUCAAGAAGAUUUCCCCAGAUCUAAACCAGGUGAACCUAUCACCAGAGCUGUUCCGCGAGUACCUCCCAGAUUCCAUUGGCGAUGCUGCGAGCGCGACUUCGGCCGACUGGAAGCCUCCUGGUGAGCUCGCCAAUGCCUUUACUCUAUACGGAAAGCAGUACGAGAUAUGGAGAGCCUCCAUGACAGAUACCGAAGCGCGGCGCAUCUGGACAAACAUGAGAAUCUUGGCAAUACUGUUUAUCGAAGGCGCUACAACAGAUGGCUUGGACGAUGAGGAGACUCUGGAUCGCUGGACGUUGUAUCUGCUGUAUGAGGUAACGCCGCUGGAGGACAAGACACUAUCGCCCUACACGCUCGCCGGCUUCUCCACAACCUACCGCUCUUGGAUCUUCCCCACAUUCGAGAUUGCGCGGGCUACAAAGCAGUUGCCAUCGCCUGCUGAAAGCAACAGCGGCGAGACUGGCAAGUACACGCCACCUCGUCUACAUCAAGACCCCGAGACUUUCCUCUUCACAGACAAGCUCGACCUUCUUCAAACGCCGUCAAGAGAACGCAUCUCGCAAUUCCUUGUCAUCCCUCCAUAUCAGGGCCAAUCGCUUGGAAGCCGGCUUUACGACACUAUUUUCCACGAUCUAGUAUCCAAGCCCUUCAUCUACGAGAUUCCCGUAGAGGAUCCUAGUGAGGCGUUCGAUGCAAUGCGGGACUACAGCGAUAUUACGUAUCUUCGCACUUUGCCCGCAUUCCAGAACCUGUCGGUCGCUUCAAAUCUGCCCCCAGAAUCCUUGAGGAAAGAUUCGCCUAUCCCGCGAGACCAAAUUCUUGGCAACGGAACGGAUCUCGAAGAACUCCGAAAGGAAACAAAGAUUGUGAGCAGGCAAUUCUACAGAAUGGUUGAGCUGCAUCUGUUAUCGACUAUUCCUCCGAACCACCGCAGUCGAUCACGCAUUACACGCAAAGCGAAAUCGAGCAAUGAAAACGAUAGAAGAUACUACUUCUGGCGUCUAGCCCUGAAGCACCGUAUUUACAGCCAAAAUGCCGACGCUUUGGAUCAGAUGGAGGAUACUGCCGAGCGCGUUGAGAAGCUAGAGUCUGCAGUCGACAGUCAGCAGGAGGAAUUUGAGGAGCGUCUAGAGGGCCUUGAGAAGCGCCAAAACCUGGCAGCUGAUACCACAUCUGCCUUGCCAGCUGGCGCGAGGGGUAAGAGGAAACGAGCAGUUGUGCUUGAGGAUGACGAGGACGACGAGUGGGAGGAUAUGGAAGAGGCGUCUGUUGCAAGCUCAAAGAGGAUGAGGUCGUAA
Molecule: messenger RNA, 1542 nt
Organism: Bipolaris zeicola 26-R-13
Lineage: Eukaryota; Fungi; Ascomycota; Dothideomycetes; Pleosporales; Pleosporaceae
Exons: 2
Coding region: 1-1542 (513 amino acids)
Biological process (GO): subtelomeric heterochromatin formation
Cellular component (GO): nucleus
Molecular function (GO): histone H4 acetyltransferase activity
Source: RefSeq, a predicted model, not a curated record